GCCCUGGAGCCCUAGUUCAAAGGCGGGCGCGCUCGGCCUGGUUUGCGAGGGGGGCGUAGACUAGCCUCCAGCGCAGAGCCAUGGGGAAAGUGCUGGUGCUCGCCCUGGCCGGGAUACUUGCCGCUCUCUUCGGGGAGAGGCUAAUGGAGUUUCGACGUAAACUGAAUAACUCCAGAGAACUGGAACCAGUGGAACUUCCCAACUGCCACCUUAUUAAAGGAAUUGAAAGAGGUGCAGAAGAUAUUGACAUCCUUCCUGAUGGUCUGGCUUUCAUUAGUUCUGGUUUAAAAUAUCCAGGGUUAAAAAGCUUUGCUCCAGACAAGCCAGGUGAAAUAUUUCUGAUGGAUUUGAAUGAUGAAAACCCAAGAGCAGUAGAACUGAGAAUCAGCCGUGGGUUUGAUCUGGCAUCAUUUAACCCUCAUGGGAUCAGCACGUACAUAGACAAAGAUGACUCAGUGUACCUCUUCGUUGUGAAUCAUCCAGAGUUAAAGAGCACAGUUGAAGUGUUUAAAUUUGUAGAAGAUGAAAAUUCUCUUGUACACCUGAAAACUAUCAGACACGAACUUCUGCCAAGUGUGAAUGAUAUUGUGGCUCUGGGACCUGAUCAUUUCUAUGCUACUAAUGACCACUAUUUCUUUGACUCCAUCUUGAUGUAUUUGGAGUUGUUCUUGGGCUUGGCCUGGACAAAUGUUGUCUACUAUAGUCCAACAGAAGUUAAAGAAGUAGCCUCUGGGUUUUACUCAGCCAAUGGAAUUAACAUUUCACCGGACAAAAAGUAUGUUUAUAUUGCUGACCUGAUGGCUCAUCGUAUUCAUGUUAUGGAAAAACAUGCUAACUGGAGUCUAACUCAAUUGAAGGUGCUGGAAUUGGACACGCUAGUCGAUAACUUAUCUGUUGAUCCUUACACUGGGGAUAUUUGGGGAGGAUGUCAUCCCAAUGGCAUGAAGCUACUCUUCUAUGAUCCUGAGAAUCCUCCUGGUUCUGAGGUAAUCCGGAUCCAGAACAUUCUUUCAGCAAAACCUACAGUGACCCAGGUGUAUGCGGAGAAUGGCUCAGUGCUUCAGGGAAGUUCAGUUGCUGUAGUGUAUUCUGGGAAACUGCUCAUAGGCACAGUGUUCCACAGAGCUCUUUACUGUGAACUAUAGUUCACUCUGGAAAGACUUUGUUAGGGGGGAGGGUUCAGUUUCUUCUAAAUUGCUAAUUCCAAGCUACAUUGCAAUAAGAGUUAUGAAAAUGUAUUCCUAGUCUUCCUCACCUCAAGGAAAUAACAUAAGUUCUAUUCAGUGGUGAACAGAAAUGGAUUUAAAGGUAAAAGAAUGUGUGUGGGUGCAUGUGGGGGGAUUAAUGUGGAAGAUCCCAGGCCAAUAACAAAGUGUGGAUGUAAAUUACAAAUUCAACAUUAAAAGAAAAUUAGUUUGGUGUUUGGGUUACCAACUGUGAUCAGACUUCAGGGAGCGUUUCUCUGAGAGAGUUGAUGAUCUGCCUAGUGUGUAAAAUAAUGGAGGCAGUGUUGAAUAAACACAUCAUUUCGGGGUUUGGGUCAGUGACCCAAGUACUUUCCGUCAAUUUUCCCUACGCUGUCAGAAAUUAUUUAAAACCCAUGGGUUGCCUUCUCAUGAACCUAUUCUCGGACAUACUCUCGUAUGCAGGCAAGAGUAUUAGGUGCAUGAUUUAAAUAACCCUUCAAAGAAUGAGUUCAAAAAUCUUUCUGAAGAGGUCUGAAAUGCCUUAACCAAACAGUGCCUUGGAGCCCGCGGUCUCCAUAUACAGACAGAGCAGCAGUGGUGAAAGCUCCACUACAGUGAAGGCCUUGAGCGUAGAGUGCAGUUCGUGCACUCUGUGUUUAAUUUCCACGCUGUGUGAAACUGCCACACUCCCGGCAAAGGAUUUUACCAAAUGAACUAUUAUAAUGCCGUUUGCUAGAAUGACACAGUCCACACUGUUUAAUCCAUUGUAUGGGUGAGGCUCGUAUGAUCUUUGUUUGCUAGCCAAUAUGCUUCUCCAUCCCCUCUAGGCUAAAGCAUUCUGCCACUGUUUCUCUGGCAAGAAGAGAGGCAGUAUGGUCUUGGAGAGUGAACUCAGGGACAACAGCAUUCUAAUCAUACUUCUGCCAUGGCUGAGCUGUGUUGCUGGGGACAGGUUACUUAACCACUCUCUUGCCCUUUCUUCAGCUGUAGAUUGGGGAGAGAGAUGCCAAGGGCACAGAACAGUUAUGAAGAAUGAUAGAAAAUGUGAAAGCAUCACCUUAGUGCUAGCUCCUUGAUCUGCAAUGGGGGGACACUGUACAUCUAGCAGAACACUGCCAGAGGAGCAUGUAUCAAGGCAACCUGUCCUACAGCUCUGGCUGUCAUACUCUUCCGGUGGCUUAAACUUUAACUGUUGACUGCACUGGGAAGCAACUACCAUGAGCUCUGACUUGGGUUAUUUUUAAUGAUCCUCUAUAUAAAAAAAAUCCAUCUACAAUAGAAGUGAAAAAUUCUAAUCAGCUAGGUUAUAAUGGCAGAUGAGGAUGGGCAGAGGAGCUAGUAAUAUUCUAAACCAUGAGAGCAAAAGGUCAGCCUCAGAGGUAGAAUUCUAGCCCAUGGUUAAAGGCCCCAUGCAUUAUCAACUUAGAAAUAGAGAUAACUGCUAUUGGUUCCCUUCCCUAUUGCUACCCCUGUCUCCAUGUUCCAGUUAGAUUCUGCUCGCUCCAAAUCCUCUCUGUGCUGUCUGAGCCACCUUUCCAAACACGUCUGGCUCUAGCAUCAGUGCUGCUAGUGGGGAGAGAGCAUUGUGCUAAGUGAGCAACUCAGGUGUGGACACUACCAGUGAGUUACAAGGUGAUAAAAUAGUAAAUUUCCUGGACCAUGGUGGCUAGGUUGUUGUUACUUUGCGAUCUAAGGAUCUGCAGUACUAGAUUACUUUCUAAUCACAGCAGUUUAGCAACAGCAACUGCAGUUGGAUGGAGAAUGUGUUGUUUUUACAGAAACACAGAAGGGCCUGGUGGGGUCUGGCUCAAGGGGAAUACAAAGCAACUAUAUAGCCCCCUUCCUGGCUGCUCUAGGGGUCAUGCCAGCAUGUGCAGAAUCAGUUCUGCACCCCUUCUCCAUUGAUGGGCCCCAGCUCUAGUGGGGGUGAGGAGAGGUAUGGCCAAGGCAUUCCUGUGACCUGGCUAUUUGCUCACUGCUGUAAGAGCCCCAGGGCUCAUGGGGACCAGAGCACAGGUUAGGGCUGCCCCACCUGAACUGGAAGCUAACUAGAAACCACACAUGAUUGCCUGCCAAUGUGUGGGGGCUAACUCAUGGCAGUGAAGAGCCUGGGUCUGGAACAGAGGGGAGGUGCCUUACAUCUAGUGCAAACUGCACCUGCUCUGAGGAACUUUGCAUCAGUACCAGCAUGAACCUAACCCCUGAAGCCCAGAGAACGCAAACUGGCUCCCCCAGCAGCUUCUCUCCCUGCAGCACUUGUUUAAUAUGAACAGUAGGGAAAGCACAGCUUCCUCCUCCCCCACUUUUUCCAAAGAACAAACUGGGCCCUUUUGGGGGAAGUACUAAAGAAAGUCACAUGUCUUCAAAUAUACUUAGUUCUGGAAUAUGCUCUAGUCUUGUGGUCAAUUACUGUGUAAACAAAAUUCUUAUAAGGAAAAACAUCACCUGACAACAUUUUGAUCUUUACAAUAUCAUGUUUCUGGGGAGCCAUAUAAAUACUGAUUUUUUUUUUUUUAUUUGAAAUUGUGGCAUCAAAAUACUCAGUGGAUCAUUAUAAACAAUGUUUAGCUUUACUACGCCCUGUACUUUUCCUAUUUCAUUAAUUGAUGUACAGUGUUAAAUUUAUUUGAUUCUAAACCUGGUAAACCAUGAAUGUUCUCAUCUUUAUUAAAAGAAAUUACACCACAGAAUUCUUGUACAAAAUGUGACCCAUCUUACCUCUUAUCCUUUAGAUUAAACCUUCUUCAAAUGAA
Malaclemys terrapin pileata is the source of this 3940-nucleotide messenger RNA. RefSeq names its product serum paraoxonase/arylesterase 2-like. The record is from RefSeq and is a predicted model, not a curated record. The transcript is spliced from 9 exons. NCBI's taxonomy places the organism in Eukaryota, Metazoa, Chordata, Testudines, Emydidae. Bases 81 to 1145 code for a protein of 354 amino acids. Gene Ontology annotation, molecular function: arylesterase activity. Gene Ontology annotation, cellular component: extracellular region.